Penicillium roqueforti is the source of this 1461-nucleotide messenger RNA. RefSeq lists its product as uncharacterized. The record is from RefSeq and is a predicted model, not a curated record. Gene Ontology annotation, cellular component: membrane. The coding region runs from base 1 to 1461 and encodes 486 amino acids. Gene Ontology annotation, biological process: proton transmembrane transport. The transcript has 6 exons. NCBI's taxonomy places the organism in Eukaryota, Fungi, Ascomycota, Eurotiomycetes, Eurotiales, Aspergillaceae. Gene Ontology annotation, molecular function: antiporter activity.
AUGGCAUCGGCAUCGGAAGCGGCAUUCGCCUAUCACGAACCGUCAAUCAAAACAGUCCUCAGCUAUACCAGCUUUCUCUUGACUCUGAAUAUAGCCAAUACCUGUCUGGACAAGCUUCUCUACUGUGGUUUUUUCGGCCAACUCUUCAUCGGUGUCCUGUGGGGCACACUUGGGGCACAAUGGAUCGAUCAAGAGACAGAAAGAGUGAUCCAGCAGAUUGGGUAUUUAGGCCUGAUACUCUUGAUUUACGAAGGCGGGUUGUCAACCUCCAUCCAGUCUUUGAAGGCAAAUAUUCUACUUUCAACUGCCGUUGCCAUCACUGGGUCCUUCGCUGCUGGUGCAGCCUUGAGCGCAACUAGUCUCGGCACCACCUUUACCAUUCUCUCAACCACGCAGCUGACAACUACAAGGCUCGGCACAGUCACCACUAGUGCCGCAAUGCUAGACGAUGUCGUCGGUCUAGUCAUGGUUCAAAUUAUUUCAAACCUUGGCGGAAGUGCCACCUCAUUCACUACUGUGACUGUUAUUCGACCUGUUCUUAUUUUUAUCGGGUUCGCCACGUGUGUGCUAGUUGGCAUCGUGGCUGGUGCAACAUAUGCUGGGACUUCGAGCCUCUUUGCUGCCUACCUUGCUGGAGUGAUUGUCUCUUGGUUCGAUGGGCUGAUAGCUGAAGCGAAAACACAAUUUCCCGCCUUGCGGUCUGCUGAAUCUCACGGGAAAACUUUGAACGAACAAUCGCGCACACGGAAUUGCAAGGAUCGUACUGAAGAGACACCCUCUUCGCCUACGCAACCUCCACAGGCAACCGAAAUAACCCCUAAUGAUACACCUACAGGUGAACUCAUAUACGCCAAAUACUACAAAGAGCCGGUGAACCGAAUCCUUCUCCCUCUUUUCUUCGCAUCCAUCGGAAUGAUCUGGCUGGUGCGAUUCUCUCCGAGCCCUGUGUCGCGUCUGGUCUCUAUCAUCAAGAAGCCAUCUACAUACGCCCAUUUCUACUGUUUAGGUCCUUGGACUGCCAGCAGAAAAUCAAACCAAAAGAAGAAAGGCCCACAAAUACCAGCGACUCAAGAUGAGAGCGCAGAUGUUCCCGCCCCGGAUAAUGCCAAAGACGAGUCUCAGUCAACGAACAGAUCCCCUGCGCCCACUUUUCGCCCCGAUUCCCGUAUCUCGCUCCCCCCGAAACCAAAGUCCUUCUACCCGCCUUCUAUCCUGGGAUUGGCAAUGGUUGCCCGAGGCGAAGUGGGAUACCUCAUUGCUUCAAUUGCCGAAAGCAAAGGGAUAUUCUCCAAUGACUCUUCCGAAGGACCAUCUGAUAUCUAUCUAGUGGUCAUCUGGGCAAUCUCCCUCUGCACAUUGAUCGGUCCGAUCUUGGUUGGAACUCUAGUCAAACGUGUAAAGAAGCUGCAACAGUCAAGGGUGAAUAUGGGGCUCGAUCCUUUGGGAGUUUGGGGAAUCUAA